AUGAGCUCAAAGCGACCGUUCGAAGACUUGAGUGAUAGCGACACUAGCAAUACCGGCCGCGUCGAUGAUGAGUCUGCCAAUGGUCCGGUUGCAAAGCGUUUAAGGAGCCGUAACAAACCCGUGGUGGCUCAGAAGCCAAAGUCGACUGCUCGCCCGAAGCCAAGAAAGACUCGAAAGCCUGCUCACAAUCCCGAAUGGCAGGCCCAACAGGACGCGUUUCAAUCGUCGUAUCAGGCCUCCAUCGUUUCGUUUCGAGCGCGUCAACGACGAUAUCUCAGUACGCAUCGUGACCUGUUCAUAUCACUUUUGCCGCCAGAAAGGCGCAAACACUUUGAGAAGCACAUUGAAGACCGACCUACCAACGGUGUUACCCUAGCUGACCGAGAGCCAAUCCCUAACGAAGUAUCGCCUUGGAAGCGCGUUCCCCAACCGGAAUCAAUCAAGGGCGAGUUGAAAUCUUAUCAAAUCACCGGCCUUAGCUUUCUGGUUUAUCUCCACUCAAACGGAAUGAACGGCAUCUUGGGCGAUGAGAUGGGACUCGGAAAGACUCUGCAGACCCUCGCUUUAUUGGCUCAUCUAAAAGAAGGAUCUGCUGAGAGCUCUCAGUUCCCACAUCUAAUUAUCUGUCCUUUGUCGGUCCUUUCAUCUUGGGGCAAUGAAAUCAAGCGUUGGACCAAUCUCUCAUUCAUCAACUUCCAUGGCACUCACGCUCGCAGGAAGACUCUCAAAGCUAGUUUGAUCGGACUUGGUGUUCAAACCCCGGGUGAAGGCUCACCAGAACUGGUCGUGGCUUCUUAUGAAUCAUAUCAAGCCGAGGAAUCCUGGUUCAAGCACCGUUCCUGGGGCUACGUGAUUUUGGAUGAAGGCCACCGGAUCAAAAAUCACGAAACCCUGAUGUCUCAAUCCUUACAGACUAUCAGGUCGACCCACCGUUUGAUUUUGACCGGAACACCGGUACAGAAUAACCUAAUCGAAUUAUGGUGCUUAUUCCAUUGGCUUUUACCCGAAGUUUUCCCUGAACACACGCGUGCAAGGUUCAAGACGGCUUUCGACUUAACCGCUGGUAGUUACGACUCGCAAAUGCUAAAAUCAAGUCACGCGCUAUUGAAACUGCUCAUGCUCAGGCGUACCAAGGACAGCGUCAAAGGCGAAUUAUCUGUUCCAGCCCGGGAGGAGAUUGACUUAUACAUUCCUAUGUCCAGUUGUCAAAGAUUCUGGACCAAGCGAUUGAUCAUGCGUUGUGAUACCAGCGCCUUAAAGGAUAUCUUUAACGGACCCUCAAUCAAAACGGAAAAUAAUGAGAAUCUAGCCGAUAGGACCGAUGCGGCAUUGAAGACAGAAGGAAUCCUCCCCCCUGGAACGACUUUGUCAACUUUUCAACCGGCUGCUAAGCUCUCUCAGCAAAUCCAGUAUGCUUUGGAAAGUGAGGAAGGCAGUACGAAUUCUCAAUCUUAUAGAAAAUUAAUGAAUCUUUUGAUGCAAUUGAGAAAAGUUUGCAAUCAUCCGUAUCUGAUGCCUAAUUCGGAACCCGAGCCCUUCCAAAUUGCCGAACAUGUUGUCAACGCAUCCUCGAAGCUCGUCAUGCUUGACAAGAUGUUAAAAUCUGAAUUGCCCAAGGGGAAACGGUUCUUGAUAUUCUCCGGAUUUACCUCUAUGCUCGACAUUUUGGAGGACUUUAUGAACUUGCGUAGUAUAAAUUACCUCAGAUUGGAUGGUUCAACUCCUGUCGCGCGACGGAACCUGGCUAUUCGGAUUUUCCAACAAUCCAAGACAACGGAUACCGUCAGAUCACAUGGAUCUUCUUCCCCACGAGUCGUUCCCAUAUUCUUGAUUUCUACUAAAGCGGGUGGCUUGGGUAUCAACCUCACUGCUGCAGACACGGUCGUCCUCUACGACUCCUCUUGGAACCCUCAAGUCGAUAUCCAAGCAAUAGCCCGAGCUCAUCGAAUCGGGCAGACCGAGAAAGUUACUGUCUACCGCUUAAUUUGUGCAGAAUCAGUCGAGCAGCAGAUGAUCGGCCGUUUACGUAAAAAGCUUUAUCUUUCGUUGAAGAUCUUGGACUCCAAGGGGACUAACUCUGAUAACACAUUGGGAACUAGCGAUGAAACAAUUGAUGAGGAAACCACCAUGAAAACUUCGAUGUCUACUUCCGAACUUUGUGCAAUACUGCGUGGCGGUGCUAGCUCCUUGCACAAGCAUUGGGGACAAGCAAGCGAUUCAGACGAAACACUUAAAGUUGAUGAUGAUGAGCGCACUGGAUAUACCGAAUUCUUGAAUGCCUCCUUCGAUGAAAUCUUGAAUAAAGCCAAGGAAUUCGCCAAGAUCGAGCAAACGAAACUUCAAAUAGAAGUCGGCGGUUGUGAACCAUCCCAUUCCGAUGAAGAAAUCGUCAAGAAGAUUGAAGAAGAAGAGCUAGGUCUCUUGCGGGGCGCUGAAGUAGUCCGCUGUCGGCUAUUCGAAGGCAAGAAAUACACGGCAAGCAACAAAGACAUACUCCAUGAAUGGGACAACCUGCAAUCCAAGCGAGCCUCCAAAGCGACAAUCACAAUCAUCGAUGGACACGCGGUCCAAGCCGAGUCGGUUAACAACGCCCGAUGGCAAGCAGUCAAGACGCUCACGAGUGAUCCAGUCAUACUCGCAAAACUGCAAGAUCAAAAGCGGAAAAAGAAGGUCUUUGAACAUGAGGAAACGUGUAUGUGUUGCCAUGACCCCGGAAAUCUAUACCUGUGCGCACAAUGUCCCCGAGUUGCCCAUUCCAAGUGCAUGGGCUACACACCACCUGCGAACCUGAACUUUAUCUGCAGUCAACACAAAUGUGUGGGCUGCCAGCGAGGUGCCGCCGAAGCAGGCGGUAUGCUAUACAGAUGUCAGACUUGUCCGGAUGCGUACUGUGAAGACUGCCUCGCUCUUGAUAACUUCUAUUCGAUGGGCGACACUCUCCCCGAAUUCAUGAUGCUUGGCUAUGGACCAGUCUCACAGGCUCAUUACAUUCGAUGCAUUGAAUGUCUGAACCAUUUUGAAGCGAAUCCGGAAACCAAGGCGAUCUGGGAGGCCGAAGAAGAACGCCUCAAGGAACAACUGGCUUUGAAAAAUGAUCUUCCAUCAAUUAGUGUUAUCAAUGAAUUCUGA
Puccinia triticina is the source of this 3129-nucleotide messenger RNA. RefSeq lists its product as uncharacterized. Gene Ontology annotation, cellular component: nucleus. Gene Ontology annotation, biological process: positive regulation of transcription by RNA polymerase II. The transcript has 4 exons. The record is from RefSeq and is a predicted model, not a curated record. Gene Ontology annotation, molecular function: DNA binding; ATP-dependent chromatin remodeler activity; ATP binding. NCBI's taxonomy places the organism in Eukaryota, Fungi, Basidiomycota, Pucciniomycetes, Pucciniales, Pucciniaceae. The coding region runs from base 1 to 3129 and encodes 1042 amino acids.